Messenger RNA from Prorocentrum cordatum, 1038 nucleotides. Lineage: Eukaryota; Dinophyceae; Prorocentrales; Prorocentraceae. The record is from the annotation of a GenBank genome assembly.
AGAGAAGCCGACCUCGUUCGAAGGUGAUGUUGGCUUAGCCCAGAUGCGCUCUUUGGCGCCCUGGGGCUGUCUUGGAGCCCUCCCAGGCCCCUCUUGGGGCUCUCGGCGAUCUUGGAGCCAUCUUCUUGAGACCUCAGACGCCCAUCGGAAGUGAGCAAGCCAGAAGGUCAACACACAACUCAAACAUUGUCGGUGGCGCCAUGGCUGUGGGCUUCGCCGACUCGCCUUGCCAGCGACCCUGCUGCGCGUUGGCCACAGCAACACGUUCUUGCGCGUCUCCGAGCCACCCUCGCGCGAAGUCUCCUCCAACUCGUGGCCGCCCAGCAAGAGGCCUCCCUGCCAUUGGUGCAUCUUCCCGGCAGCCAGGAGGAGCAGUCCUGGCAGUCCUCCAAAUUCGAUGCUUCCGAGCGCACCUGGUCGUCCAGCAGCUCUCCCUGACGACGUGGUCGAGUCCAGCAUUCUCCCGAGGCCGCUGACAAGGCUGAGCGAUCAGCUGAAGGCCUCGGCGGCGGGCGCGCCUAGCCUUGGCAGCGGCGGGCACUUCGACGGGGACUGCAGGCCGUGCACCUACGGCCACCAGGGGCGCUGCAUCUCCGGGGUCUGGGGCACAAAGUGCCACCACCAGCACUUCAAGACCCGUGGGCGCCUGGCACGACUUCAGCCGGGCAAGGGGCGCGAUGCCUUGCCGUCUAUCGGGUCGAGUUUUCCAGCUGCGCAGAUCUUUCACUGAUUCAGGCCGUGUCGGAGGAGACGUGCCUGGACGGUGCAUCGCUCGCAGUGCACGGCUCUGCACGCGCCGCUCAGUUCGCAACGGCGCGUGUUGCAGUGUGCGGCUGCCGCAUGCGCCGCCCAGUUCGGAUUGGCGCGUUGUUCAGCCGCCUGGGAAAGGAUGCCGUUCAGGCAAUCGUUGCAGUGGCGGCCUCCCGCCGACUUGUUGGCGUCGGGAAGCUCCGAGGAAGCUCCUCCCCCCCCUGCGCCACCCUCUCACGCCUCUCGCCGCCGCCGCCGCCGCCCACCCGCCGCCGCCGCCCAGCCCGC